Salarias fasciatus (jewelled blenny) is the source of this 515-nucleotide messenger RNA. RefSeq names its product small nuclear ribonucleoprotein polypeptide G (gene snrpg). Lineage: Eukaryota; Metazoa; Chordata; Actinopteri; Blenniiformes; Blenniidae. Gene Ontology annotation, molecular function: RNA binding. Bases 145 to 375 code for a protein of 76 amino acids. Gene Ontology annotation, cellular component: U2-type prespliceosome; U4 snRNP; catalytic step 2 spliceosome. The record is from RefSeq and is a predicted model, not a curated record. Gene Ontology annotation, biological process: mRNA splicing, via spliceosome; spliceosomal snRNP assembly. The transcript is spliced from 4 exons.
CUCCGGUCCGCCCCGUGGCGCUGUGGUCACACCGGAAGUUCUCCACUACACUUCCGGUUGGCUACACGCGGGUUCGUGAAACGUAAAAAUUACGAUCCACAAGCUUCACUAUCUGCGUCUGUUUUUAAAACUCUUUCUACCAAGAUGAGCAAGGCGCAUCCACCAGAGCUGAAGAAGUUCAUGGAUAAAAAGCUUUCAUUGAAGCUGAACGGAGGCCGUCAUGUGCAGGGCAUCCUGCGAGGGUUCGACCCCUUCAUGAACCUGGUGGUGGACGACUGCCUGGAGAUGGGCCCGGGAGGCCAGCAGAACACCAUCGGCAUGGUGGUCAUUAGAGGAAACAGCAUCAUCAUGCUGGAGGCAUUGGAGCGAGUAUGAGUGGACAUGACCGCAAUCCACUACUCUUUUUUACAUUGUCAUCUUUUGUAGUUCCUUCUUGGAGUUCUAAACUGAUUUAAUUUUGCAAAGAUAUGUUGUUUGGAUUUCCGUGACAUUGUUAAUAAAUAUGAUUUUUCCGA